Molecule: messenger RNA, 516 nt
Organism: Colletotrichum orchidophilum
Lineage: Eukaryota; Fungi; Ascomycota; Sordariomycetes; Glomerellales; Glomerellaceae
Product: membrane-associated progesterone receptor component 1
Exons: 1
Coding region: 1-516 (171 amino acids)
Cellular component (GO): endomembrane system; membrane
Source: RefSeq, a predicted model, not a curated record
AUGAAUCUCCUCUCCCUCUCAAUGGCACAGCAGCUAAACCCUCCUCCUCUUUACAGCAACGCCUUCUUCACCCCCCUCAACAUCCUCUUCCUCCUCGUAAACCUCUACUCAAUCUACGUCCUCCUCCGCCCGACCCCGCCCCCGGUCCUCCCGAAAGAGCCGCCCGCGACUGUCUUCCGCGUCUUCAACCCGCGCACCCUCCUCCCCUUGACCGGCGAGAACAACACACCCAUCUGUCUCGCCGUCCGCGGCCGCGUUUUUGACGUAACCCACGGCCGCAACUUUUACGGCCCCGGCGGGCCAUACUCAAACUUUGCCGGCCGGGAUGCCUCACGCGGACUGGCGCUCGGUAGCUUCGACGAGGACAUGUUGACCGAGGACCUGGACGGGCCGUUGGACCCGCUCGAAGGGCUGGCGCCAGAUGAGAUUGAGACGCUUCAGGGGUGGGAGGAGAAUUUCGAGAGCAAGUAUCUUGUCGUUGGCAGGCUUACUGCGGUCGGCGAGGAGGAUAAGUAG